Myiozetetes cayanensis is the source of this 4370-nucleotide messenger RNA. RefSeq names its product LMBR1 domain containing 1 (gene LMBRD1). Gene Ontology annotation, cellular component: vacuolar membrane. The record is from RefSeq and is a predicted model, not a curated record. NCBI's taxonomy places the organism in Eukaryota, Metazoa, Chordata, Aves, Passeriformes, Tyrannidae. Bases 40 to 1656 code for a protein of 538 amino acids. The transcript is spliced from 16 exons. Gene Ontology annotation, biological process: protein localization to vacuole.
CGCCCCGGGGCGGCCGGCCCGCUGCUGACGGGAGCGAAGAUGGCGGCGGCCGCCUCCGACCUGCUGACGGGAUGGUGCCUCUUCGGCCUGGCGCUGCUGGCCAUUCUAAUUUUCUGCUGGGUUUACGUGCGCAAGUAUCAGAGUCGGCGGGAAAGUGAAGUGAUUUCUACCAUAACAGCAAUAUUUGCGUUGGCCGUUGCUCUUAUCACAUCAGCACUGCUGCCGGUGGACAUCUUUUUGGUUUCGUAUAUGAAAAACCAAAAUGGUACAUUUAAGAUCUGGGCUGAUGCUAAUGUUUCAAGACAAAUUGAAGACACUGUACUUUAUGGAUAUUACACUUUGUACUCAAUCAUACUGUUCUGCGUCUUUCUGUGGAUUCCCUUUGUCUAUUUCUAUUAUGAGGAGAAGGAAGAUGAUGAUGGCAACACAUGCUUGCAGGUUAAAACUGCACUCAAAUACACUCUGGGAUUCAUCACGAUUUGUGCAGUUCUUCUCUUAAUUGGUGCUUUUGUUCCUUUGGAUAUUCCCAACAAGAAAAAUUCCACAGAGUGGGAGAAAGUGAAGCUCCUGUUUGAAGAAUUUGGAAGUAGUCAUGGCUUGACUGCACUUUCAUUUUCCAUUAGUUCGUUGACUGUGAUUGGAAUGUUGGCGGCUAUCACUUACACAGCUUAUGGUAUGUCAGCUUUGCCUCUAAACUUGAUUAAGGGAACUACUAGUGCAGCUUAUGAACGUUUGGAGAACACUGAAGGUAUUGAAGAAGUGGAGCAACAUUUAUUAAGGAUUAAAUCAAAGUGCAGAGACGGCCGCCCUCUGUCAUCAAGGGAUAGACGGACUCUAAAACAACUGGAAGAAAGAUUAAGGACACUUCGAAGGAGAGAGAGGCAUUUGGAGUCUAUUGAGAAAAGCUGGUGGACAAAGUUCUGUGAAGCUAUCAGACCUUUAAAGAUUGUGUGGGGAGUUUUCUUCAUCAUUGUGGCACUGCUCUUCACUGUCUCUCUGUUCUUGUCAAAUUUGGACAAAGCUCUGCAUUCGGCUGGUUUUGACUCAGGAUUUAUAAUUUUAGGAACUAAUCUGACCAAUCCAUUGAAUAUGUUGUUACCAGUUCUUCAAAGAGUUUUUCCACUUGAUUAUAUUCUUAUUACAACUAUUGUUAUGUACUUUAUCUUCACUUCAAUGGCAGGGAUUCGAAAUAUGGGUAUAUGGUUCUUCUGGAUAAGGCUUUAUAAAAUCAGACGAGGAAAAACUCGACCUCAAGCACUCUUAUUUCUCUGUAUGAUACUUCUGUUGAUAGUUCUUCAUACAAGUUACAUGAUUUACAGUCUUGCUCCACAGUAUGUAAUGUAUGGAAGCCAGAAAUACCUGGUGCAGAGUAAUCAGACAAUUGAUGGCCAGCCAAGGAAUGUGACGUUUGUAUCUAAAGACUGUGAUGCAGAUGCACCUGAAGAUCAGUGUACUGUCACUCGGACGUACCUCUUUCUUCAUAAGUUUUGGUUCUUCAGUGCUGCUUAUUACUUUGGGAACUGGGCAUUCAUUGCAGUCUUUUUAAUUGGAUUAAUUGUUUCAUGCUGCAAAGGCAAGAAAUCGAUCAUUGAAGGUGAAGUGGAUGAUGAUGAUUCAGACAUGAGUGAUGAUGAACUGUCUGUUUAUUACCAUUGAUAUCCUUUUGCCUUCAAGAUGAAAAAAGUGUAAUUUAAAGGUAGUUGAAAGUCAUACCCAUGUGGAAGUUGUAUCCAAAUAAGCAUCCUUGCACCUGUAAAAAUAGAAGAAAUAUGUGUGCUCACUUAAAGGGGUAAAAAACCUGAAUAUCACUUUGAGUAUCACUGUUAAAUGAGAAAAAAUAUUGAAGCUGAGUUUGAAUAAUAUAUAGAAAAUAUUGUUUUAUGAUUAAACAUGUAUGUAAAUUUCUGAUGUAUAAUUUGAUGAACUGUUGUAACUAUUUAAUAAUUCAUCGUGCUUUUCUGUUAACUUAAGUUUUCUUAAAUGCUUUAAUGCUUAACAUGUAGGACUUUUUUAUCCAUAAAUAAAACUAGCUAAAAUCCUGCGAAACAGUGCAAAUAUUGCUGGAAAUAUUUGGAUGAGAUUUAUACUUUCGGAAGAGUUUGACUUUCGCAUUAGUUUUGCUGGUAUUUCUGGGAUAUCCAUACAAAACUAUAGCUAAUAAGAGACUGUCCUCUAAAGUAUGCCAAAAACAUUGACUUAGGUGGUGAGUUUCCAGUCUAUGAAAAACAAGUAAUUUUCAUACUGUUAUGCCCACUGAGUUACCUUUAGAAUCCUCAGGUAACUAUGAGGUGGCUUUUACUCUAUCAGAGGAAAUCAUUAGUGUAAAUUACAAUAGUAAGCACUGUUGCAGUGUUUUAGUACAGUUCAGUUCUGAAACUGCCAGGUGCCUAAUUUAGUCAUAACUAAUGGAAUAAUUAAGAUGCAAAUAAUUUUUAACAUAUUUUUCUCUUAAAUGCAAAUUGUCUAGUUUGGAGUUUUCUCUCAGUAUUUAAUGUAAAUGUUGUCAACUUGUUUACAAGCCAAUAUGUUUAUAUAAACACAGUUCAUAAAUAUUUUUGUCAUUCAUGUUGUCUUUGUAAAGUAAUCCUAUUUUAACUAUAUAGUUACUGAGCUAUAUUUCUAAGACUGGAAAAAAUCUUCUGAUAUCCUUUCACAGACUUGGAAAGAGAAAAUGUUUACAAAUACAGGGUUUUAAGCUUCUAAUGCUGCCUGAGGGACACUACAGUCCAUGCAAGCCCAUGGAAAUGUAACUUAGGUAGUCUUUUUACAAGACUAAUUGUUAAAUAGCUAAUAAAAUGUGGGGGGAUUAUUAUGUCCUGUUUGCAUGUUUGCAAACACUAAAGUUAUUCAAGAACAGUCUGCCUCUUCCUGCAGUAUUUCAGAACAGCAGGCUCUUGGGAACUUCUGAACUUUAAUUUAGCUUAAAUAUUUGAGGAAGUCUUAGGUGAGUUGCUUACUUAAUGCACGAAGACAAGGAACUGAUGUUUGGACUCUUACAGGAACAAACAAAACUGAAGCCUUUUAACAAGCCUUCUGUGCCAACUGUUCCAAUAACGUAAAUGUUUGUGACAACCUGGAGGAGUGUCUGUUGUAGGUUAUCAUGAGCUACAAAUAUGCAGUCAGGUCUACUCAAUUUAUACCAAUCAAUCCAUUUGCUGCCAAUGAGACAUUUGAAAGGAUGCAAAUGUAUUCAAAAGGUGACAGUAGCUACUGGAAUUUGAUUAAGUAGUCUGAGCUCCCUUUGACUAGAAUUAGCUGAAUACUAUUUAAAUAUGACCAUUGGGCAAACUUGCAGGAAAUUAUUCAAACAAGUUCAAGUAACUCAAACAAAAGGUGAAACCUGAUUUUGACUUUUUGGAAGCUGCAUCCAGAGGAUAGCAGGAAGUUGGAGCAUGCUUAUUUGUGGAUGCCCUGGUGAAAAACUUACAUGAGGUAAUUUAAAUAAAGUUAGCUGUUCACAUGUCCUCCUUUCUUUAUGGGUUUUGUUCAUUUUUUAUCUUCAGCUUUAACCUGUGAUAAUUAUCACUUCCUUCUUUGUCUGUAUCAUGUACAGAUUUGUUUGUAACACCCAGUUGUGCAGAGUUAUAUCCAUUCUGUCUUCUCACUGGGGGAGACUGCUCCUUGUCUGGGCAAGAUUGGUAGGAAGGUGUUGGUUUUGUACCAUGUAGCUGCUUCAUGUUGUAUGUGGGCGUAGAGGGUCACUGGUCAAGAUGACUGGUCAGUGCUAGGCAUAUAUUGCUGUAUCUCCUGUUUCUAGGAUUUCAUUAGUUUCCAGGUUCUUCCCAAUCCAAUCCUGUUUCCUGUUGAAAUAGUCUAUAUGCAGAAAUACAGUGAUCUGCUUUUGGAUUGGUGACUGUCUCUUUAAUUGGAUUCAAUUUUGAAUUUUUUGAAUCCAAGUAUUAGUCAGAUUUAUGAGCAGCUGUAUUGCAUCUUGCUGAGCUGGAGUUUGUUUCCCCAUAAUAGCCCUCACAGUGCUUUGCUUUGCAUUGGUACCUGGAAGGGUGUUGGUAACACACUGGUGUUUUGGCUGCUGCUGAGCACAGCACCAACACUGUAACAUUCCUUCCUCAGUCAGGGGCAAGAUCCUGGGAGAGAACGCAAGUAGGCCAGCUGACCCACACUGACCAAAGGGAUAUUCUAAACCACAUGAUGUCAGCUUAGAUAUAAAAGCUAAGGCAAGCAGCAGGACGGGGGCAUUCAUUGUGUAAUGGCUGUGUGAGGAGGAACUGUCAUGCGUACCGACGCCCUCGUUCUCGGAGGUGACCGACCAUCGCUGCUCGUGGGAAGUAGAGAAUAACUCUGUUAUCUUUUGUUUCUGCGCACGCAAGCUUCGCUUUACUUUUUGCUUUAAAUAAACUGCCUUAUCCCAA